Myxocyprinus asiaticus (Chinese sucker) is the source of this 2832-nucleotide messenger RNA. RefSeq names its product neuronal pentraxin-1-like. The record is from RefSeq and is a predicted model, not a curated record. The coding region runs from base 1 to 1863 and encodes 620 amino acids. The transcript has 6 exons. NCBI's taxonomy places the organism in Eukaryota, Metazoa, Chordata, Actinopteri, Cypriniformes, Catostomidae.
AUGGUGAAAAACACAAAUCAUGCCAUUAUGUUGCUGCGUUUCCCAGAGCACAUGUACUGGGGAGGGAUUCUUCAAGGACUAUAUCCACCCCCUCUAUCACUCUUUCCUCUUCUCCUCCUAAUGUUGUUGCCUUUGGAUGCAGUAAGUAGUGUACCAGGUUUGGAAUAUGACUGGGGCACACAACCUAAACUUGUUUGCAUCCCUAUCCCUGCAGAUGCAGACCCUAGUUGUUUCACACCAGGUGGGGCUGCACAUGGGCCUAACAGCAAUGGGCAUGGGAAUGGACAUCAUGGGCCAGUUAGUGGGCUGCCAAAUGGUCAUAGUAGUAGUAGUGGUAGCCAACAUGGCAUAUCCGAUGAGGCCAAAGCCACCAUCCUUCACCUGAGGGAGAGCCUCGUGCGACAGAAGGAAACAAUCCUCGAUCAGCGAGAGACCAUUCGUGAACUGACAGCAAAACUGACCCUCUGCGAGGGCUUUGGGAGAGGGGCAGGAGGGCACCAUGAUGACCAUCAUGGCCCUUCACACCACAACUCUCAUCAUUCCUCACACCACUAUGACAACCAUCAUGCUGAUCCACACUUCCCUUUAAACGGGCAUCGCAAUGAUCAUCACAGAGGCAAAUCUCCAUAUAUGGGCAAACAUGGGAGCUUUUCCCCAGAACAAACAGGAAAGACCUUGCAAGCUUUGAAGGAGAGGCUGGAAAAUCUUCAGACAAGAAAUUCUUCCAGUUCCUAUUCAAGUUCAUUGAGAGACCUCCUACAACGUAAAAUCAACGCACUGGAAGAACAGCUCCAUCAUCACUAUGACAGUCAUCACAACUAUGGUCACCAUGACAAUCAUCAUGGAUAUGAUCAUCAUGAUGAUCACGAUCACCAUGACCACGAUGACCACCAUAAUAAUCACCACAAUAACCCCUAUGAUGACCAUCACCACUAUGACAAUCACCAUGACAAUCAUCAUAAUGGCCAUGAUGACCAUCAUGACACCCACCAUAACAACCACCCUGAUGAUGACCAUGAUGAUGGUAAUCAUGACAGUGGUCAUCAUGUGGAUGUGCAUCAAAGCAAUGGUCAGCACGAUGAUCGACACCAUGGCAGUGAUGAUAAUGGACACCAUCCACAAAUCCCGUACAAGCCAAAUUGGUCAAGACCUCCUGCCCGUGGAACCCACAAUAAAUUAGAUACAGUACUCAGUAAUCUUCACCACAAGACUCCUGAAGCAGGACCAAACAAGAAGCCCAAGAAUCCUGAUGCUUUUCAGAUUGGGUUUCCAAUGCGCACCAACUAUAUGUAUGGCCGGAUCAAGCGCACCCUUCUGAAUGAGAUCUUCGCCUUAACAGUUUGUCUUUGGUUAAAAGGGGGCUCAGGUCCUGGGAUCGGAACACCAUUCUCAUACUCUGUCCCGGGUCAAGCCAAUGAACUUGUCCUGAUUGAGUGGGGCAACAAUCCUGUGGAACUACUAGUGAAUGACAAGGCCGUCACUCUUCCUGUUUCUCUGACAGACAGUAAGUGGCACCACCUCUGUGUGACAUGGUCCACACGUGAUGGCAUGUGGGAAGCUUAUCAGGAUGGUGUGAAAAGGGGCUCUGGGGAGAAUCUGUCCUCUUGGCAUCCAAUUAAACCAGGAGGAGUCUUUAUCCUCGGACAAGAGCAGGACACUCUGGGUGGCCGUUUUGAUGCCACACAAUCUUUUGUGGGCGAGAUGUCGGAUCUACAAUUCUGGUCACGUGUGCUGACCUCUACUGAGAUCUACAACCAAGCUUCCUGCUCCAGCCAUCUCACUGGGGAUGUCAUCACUUGGAGCGAGCCCAUGAUCGAACUCCAUGGAGGAGUCACAAAAUAUUCAUUUGACCCUUGUCAUUAAGGAUCUAAUGACCAGCCAUCCCAAAAAGAGCCAGAUGUUGAGUUUAUAGGCCACCAAGUAUAUAUCUUCCUACCGUUGCUUUACUUGCAGCUUGAAACGUGGACAAAUACUGUAUGAGUCCAGUUGGCAAGACGUUGAAUGCAAAGCCGAAUACAAGGACUCCAACAGCAGCUGCUACUGCAGAGAUUCCCAUGGCAGGCUGAAAGGAUUCACUAUAUUCCAAAAAGUUCCAUAUAAGCAUUUGUUCACUUUCAAGUGGAGUGUAAGAACUGUAUAGUGAAAGAACUUCAGUACACAGUGCACAUGCAAAGACACUCCACACAAAAAGAAAAAAUAAAUAACAACAUUACAAUUUGUAUGCACUGUGAAAAUAUACUAGACUGAAGUCCAUAAGAAGGAACCAAGUGGAAUAUUUUUAUAUCUGUAAAAUUCAAGUUAAAUUGAAGAAAUAUAAACUUUUUUCCAUUUCUUUGGCUAGACCCAUUUGAAUUGGCUCUAGGGAGUAUGGAGGCAACAGUGAGUUUUAAAGGCCUACUUUAAGCCUUUGUAUUACAUUUAAUUUAUGCUGCAUUUAUUUUUAUUUUUUUUAAAGCCUGGGCCCGUAUUCACAAAAAAUCUUAAGGCUAAAAGUAGCAAAUGCAAAAAUUUAGGAGCAACUCGUUUCGCUCCUAAUUUUAGGACUCGUAAAAUUUUCAUCUAAGAGUAAUUCAUGACUUCCAACUUCUUAAGAGUGACACAAACGAUCGAAGCAUGGCUGCUGUCGUCAAUUCACAUUAAAAACAAUAUAUUAGAAUAAUAUAAUGACACUGACUGUUUAAAAAGGUAUCUCCUGAAUCACAACUGAGUCAAUGUAUUUUAAUGAUAUAAUAUUAUACAUAUUAUAAUGUUGACAUUGACCAUUAAAAAAGGUAUCCCCUGAAUCUCGAGGGUGUUUUCAUUAUUGUAAACUCAGUUGGAGAUGCAGUUACU